Olea europaea var. sylvestris is the source of this 498-nucleotide messenger RNA. RefSeq lists its product as uncharacterized. The record is from RefSeq and is a predicted model, not a curated record. Bases 1 to 498 code for a protein of 165 amino acids. NCBI's taxonomy places the organism in Eukaryota, Viridiplantae, Streptophyta, Magnoliopsida, Lamiales, Oleaceae. The transcript is spliced from 2 exons.
AUGGUAUCAGAGCCUUGUGAUUCUUUGUCCCUGCUUGUCUCCACCUUACUGACUGUUGAAAAUCAUCAUACAUGGCGUCGCUCCAUGAAGAAAGCCCUCAAUGGUAAAAAUAAACUUGGCUUUGUGGACGGUUUACUCACCAAACCAAACAGGUCCCCUGCCGAAUCUCAACUGUGGGAUAGGUGCAAUGACAAGGUGUUCUCCUGGAUCCUCAACAGCAUUGACAAAUCUCUCCACGACAGCUUGGUUUAUUAUGACAGCCCCCGUGAUAUUUGGAUAGAUCUUGAAGGGCGUUUUUCUCAAAGUAACAAUCCUCAUCUAUUCCGUCACCAACGAGAUCUCUCCACUCUCCAACAAGGUGGCUCCACCAUUACUGAAUACUAUCACCGAAUCAAGUCUCUUUGGGAUGAACUCGAAGCCUUAUCUCCUCCUCCAUCAUGUUCAUGUGGUGCACUAAAGGACCUUAAAGCCUCACAAUCUGUUGAACGUGUUUUCUAG